AUGGCCGAGAAGCACACAUCAGAAGAACUACUAAAAACAACUCUUGUGUUUGAUGUGGAAGGAGUGGUAUUAAGGUCAACUUCACUCUUUCCUUACUUCAUGCUUGUGGCAUUUGAAGGUGGUGGUGUCUUGAGAGGUUUAGUGUUGUUCUUAUUUUACCCUUUGGUUUGUUUGCUUAGCAAGGAUAUAGGGUUAAAGAUUAUGGUGUUUAUAUGCUUCUUUGGGAUAAAAAAGGACAAGUUUUCGAUUGGAAGAACCGUUUUGCCAAAAUUCUUUUUGGAGGAUUUAUGGUUUGAAGGGUUUCAGGAAGUGAUGAGGUGUGGAAGAAAGGUGGGCUUGAGUGAAUUGCCUAUGGUUAUGGUUGAAGUAUUUUUGAAGGAUUAUUUGAGUGUUGAUCUUGUUCUUGGGAGAGAUUUAAAAGUAGUUUGUGGGUAUUUUGUGGGAUUGAUGAAGGAGGUGUCAUCAAUAAGAUCAAAUUUAUUGAUAAACGAUGUGUUUGGAGAGAGAAAAUGUGAUAGUAAUCUCAUUGGUUUAAGGUGCUCCAACAAAAUUCAUGAUCAUCAUAUUUUCUCUCAUUGCACGGUAUGA
Molecule: messenger RNA, 588 nt
Organism: Lactuca saligna
Lineage: Eukaryota; Viridiplantae; Streptophyta; Magnoliopsida; Asterales; Asteraceae
Source: the annotation of a GenBank genome assembly